This is a messenger RNA of Bursaphelenchus xylophilus (pine wood nematode), 2243 nucleotides long. Lineage: Eukaryota; Metazoa; Nematoda; Chromadorea; Rhabditida; Aphelenchoididae. The record is from the annotation of a GenBank genome assembly.
AUGUCUCAAACUCAAGGUAUGUUGACUUUGAGGCAACUACCAACAAGGAGUUUGCUUUUAAUUUGUUUUUUGAUUUUAGUGGAAGAACGGACAUUAUUGUCGACAGAAUGGCACUAUUCAGGCUCUGCGGGCCUUCCUUUGAGUAAAGACGAUGGCUCCGAGAAUCGGAAGAUCCUGAAGAAUGGUGCUCAGAGGACUCAUCGGAUUUUGAAUGAAGAUGAGUUAAGUCAAGGGAAGCAAGCUCGAUGGCUUGAGAUGGAAGUUCACGGUGAGAUCUUACUUUUUUAAUAUUAUACUUGAAGUCUUGUUAAUUCCAAAUUUUGAAUUAAUUUUUUUUUAAUUUAGGGUCAAUUCGGGUAAUCGGCAAGGCGAUCUUGGAAAUGCGGCAUUUGACUGCCCUCUUCCUAGAUCAUAAUUACUUGAUUUCAAUCCCCCGGGAGAUCCCUUGUCUCAACCAUUUGACCAUCCUUGAUGUCAGUCACAACAAUCUGACUUCAAUUCCUCCCGAGAUGGGUGAAAUGGCCAGUCUUCUACAUUUGAACAUCUCUAAUAACCAGCUGACAAGUUUGCCUCCUGAGCUAGGGAAAUUGUUUAGGAUAAAGACCUUGAGUAAGUUAACAUUUUUUUCUCCCAUUGUCGAUGGUUUCAGUUUUCUAUGCAAAUAUCGUUUUAGAUGUAGCCGGCAACCCACUACCUCAAGAUCUUUUGAAUUACGGGCAUAGUCCUCAAGGGUCCAAGAAGUUACUUCAAUUUUUGUUGGAUAGUCUAGCUAGUGAGUUGGCCUUUCUCAUUUUUAUUUUCUGUGUUUAGCCAAUACCAAACCUCCACCGGCGAGAAAAUGGUAUACGAUUCAACAUCCUAGUAGCGACAAGCCUGUUGGUACGUUUUUAAUGAGAGUUGUGAAAAUAUUUUCUUCAAUUUUCAGCCGAGUUCACUGUAUUUUGUUACAACGUCCUCUGUGAUAAGUACGCUACAACGAACUUGUAUUCCUACUGUCCAUCCUGGGCGCUCAACUGGGAAUAUCGAAAGAAUGCCAUUAUAAAGGAGAUUCUUCGAUACGAUGCUGAUAUCGUGGCACUGCAGGAAGUUGAAGCUGAACAAUUCAAAGUUUUGUUCGAGCCAAGUCUGAAGGAACAUGGAUAUGAUGGGAUUUUUGCUCCGAAGUCAAGAGCCAAAACCAUGAAUGCGGACGAUCGGAAACACGUGGAUGGAUGCUCUUUGUUCUGGAAAUCAUCAAAGUAAUUUAUAUUAUACAUGACAAAAAAAAAUUUUUUUGUUCUGUUUAUAUAUUGCAAUUUUAGAUUCCGAAUGAACCAUCAACAUCUAGUUGAAUUUGCCCAAGUCGCCAUCAACAAGGCAUACAAGAGUGACGCCAUUAUUAAUCGGGUAAUGCCCAAGGAUAACAUUGCUUUGAUGGCUAUAAUGGAAGUCCUCCCAGGAAUUUACCGAUCAAAGGACGGGCCUCCGUCCUUCCUUGACAGCUCCCCAGACACCGCAGGAAGUCCAGAAGUGGAUUCGGAAGACAGUGUAGUCGGAACUCCAUUGGUUUUGUGUGCUGCUCAUAUCCAUUGGGACCCCGAAUUCUGUGAUGUGAAGUUGAUCCAAUCGAUGAUGUUGGUACACGAAUGUGCAAGACAGAUUGAGGCUGUAGCUGAAAAGAGCAAAGUCCCAUUACCGGUGAGGAUUUACAGUUAAUUUAUAAAAUAUAUUUCUUAUAUAUUUUAUUAUGAUUAUUGUUCCUUCAGGAAGUUCCUCUGAUAAUUUGCGGUGAUUUCAACUCCCUGCCGGACUCGGGUGUGAUCGAAUAUCUGACCCGAGGCAUCAUCCACAAAGAACAUCCCGACCUAAAGUCCUUCCGGAAUGAUAUGGUCCUCAAUGGAAUCAACACCAACGACUACGCGGAACUCAACUACACCCAUGCUCUGCAAUUGGAAAGUGCCAUCAGUCCCGAACAUAUCUCCAAUACGAAUAUUACCCUUGACUUUAAGGGAAUGAUCGAUUACAUCUUCACAUCUCCUCAAUCCUUGAACAAAGUCGGGUAUCUGGGUGGAAUGGAUCAGACCUGGAUCAGCGAGAACAAAAUCCUCGGCUUCCCCCAUCCCCAUGUGCCUUCGGAUCAUAUCCCCAUCAUGGCCCAGUACAUUCUUCUUCCCCAACGUCAUCGCCGCCCAACUCCCUCGCUGCAACGCUUCAGGCGACGCUCGGAGAGUUUCACUCGGGACAUUGAGAAGGCGCGGACGUAA